AUGAGUUUCGAAUACCAUAAACCAUCAACAUGGCUUUCUGUCCUAAUUAUUAUCAGUACAAUCAACCUCACAAGAUCUCACCACACCAAGAACCGAGACCUAAUCGACUUUGAAAAACGAAGCGAAGCAAGUUCUCAUGCGAUUCCUAGUCAAGUUUAUAACACUUCAGUUCAAGACACACAAUGUGAUCUUAAUCGUCAUGAACCUCCUCAACUAUCUAACUUGAUCACUUGUCAUGAUAAUUCUUUGUUUACUUUAUGGAGACCUAAAGCUAGGUUCAUGGGAUCUCGUGGUUGGUUGAAUGACCCUAUGGCUAUUUAUCAAACCAAAAAUGGUUCUUGGCAUAUAGGCUACCAGUGCCAGCCGAACAACUAUGUGUGGGGAAAUAUUUCUCAGUGCUCAGCUUCGACUACUGAUUUCACUUACUUUAAUGAUUACCAUGGCUGGCAAAACCCAGUGACCAUCGCUCCAUCUCAAUUAUACGAUAUUCGUGGAGUUUUUGAUGGAAGUAUCAUCCAAAAAGGUUGGAACGGACACCCUACGAUCAUCUAUACGUCAACUUUUACUGGUCCACUUGGUUGGAAAACUCAACCGCCUGAGAAGGAAGGAACUGAAACUCAGAGUCUUGCUUAUACUGAAGACGAUGGUAAGACAUGGACCAAGUUGAACUUUGGAGAGAAUGGAAACCCAGUGAUUUACCAUUGGCCAGAAAAACAUCUUACUGGAUUCAGAGAUCCAUUCAUAUUCGAAUCACCCGAAUUCUUAUCAUUUUAUUCCUCAAGUGGAUCCCAACUAACAGGCCAAAAGUUUUUGACCAUCAGUGGAGGGAUUCGUGAAGAUUUAGAUCCCAAGAAUGCAGGACCUAGAUUAUUUCUUUACCGUCAAAGCUAUGAAGGAAAUUUCCUUCAUUGGACUUAUUUAGGACCUUUGAUCGAAUUACCACCGGUUUUGAAACCUAUUAGUUCUUGGCAAGGUGCAACUGGUGUGAACUUUGAAUGUGGUUCAUUAGUUACUAUUGAAGAAGAGCCUCAAAUGAACGGAACCAACCAGAGUGGUAAUGAUUCUUUUCAAAAACAUCCUCAUCGGCUUGAUCUUUUCUUGACUGGAUCUGAAGGAGCUCGAAAUGGAUCUCAUGAUGAUCAUUGGCCGAUUUGGAGUGUAUUAGAUUACGAUUUUUCAAAUCUUGAUGGAAACUUAAAGGCUAAAAUCAAGUUUUCAGGUGUGAUUGAUUGGGGUAGGACUUAUGCAUUUGUAGUUUUUCAAGUUGAACCUAAUCGACAAGUUCUUGUAGGUUGGAGUUAUGAAGACGAUGUUCAGAACGUAUUGACUUCUCAAAGAGGUUAUCAAGGUUCAUUUACUCUAUUUCGAGAUAUCUUUGUAAAAGUGAUUCGGAAUAUCGCACCAGAGUCGGCUUACUUGACUGAGAAAGAUCCAAGUUGGAGUGUCGAAAAAGAAUUGGAUGGUUCUUUAUCCGUUAUCACUCUUGGACAAAAAAUCAUUCCUGAAACCUUAAAAGCAUACAAAAAAGAAUCAAUUGUUUCUAAACUGGCUGAUCGUACUUUGAACAUUAAUAGUACUAGUAUAGAAAGUACCAAUGCGCUUCUUACAAAUCUAGUCCAAUUUGAAGAACAGCCAUCAGAUCGGUAUUUUGCUAUCACCGCUCAACUCGACUUUCAUGGCUUGACCUCAAGCUUGGAUGAUCCCACAAACAUAGAUCUUCAAAGCAUGCCUCGUGGUGGGUUCAGAGUUUUGGCCAGCGAAAGUGAAUGGACAGAUAUCUAUUAUGAGCCUUCAUCUGAAUCACUCGUUGUGCGCCGUGAACACAGUUCUUUGGUGAAAGUUUAUGGGAGUUCUACUGAGAUAGGAAAACUAAGACUUUGGCCAAUUCGAGAUCCAAUGACCAACACCACCUCUUUAGAAUCACUUAACCUAACUAUCAUUGUAGACAACAGUAUUAUAGAAGUAUACGCAAAUCAUCAAACAGUCAUCACUACUCGAGUUUACCCUUGGUUGAUGAAUUCUACAUCAGUUUCAUUUUUCGUAGAAGGAAAUCCAUCAAUGAAGAACCCAAAUCGAUCAUCUAAUCUUACUUCUAAUCCAAAAGAAAUUCAUUCCAAUCCUAGUGUCACCAACCAUUCAAGUUUUAUUCCUCAAUCUGUUUCUUUUUCAAAUAUUGAACUAUGGAAUGGUUUGCUAAACGCUUGGCCAAAUCGACCUUUAAAUUCUUCUGUACUUAUUAAAACUAGUCAUGAUCUUACUCAAACUCUUUAUUCUGUUUGGGAUGAUACGUCAUAA
Melampsora larici-populina 98AG31 is the source of this 2295-nucleotide messenger RNA. Its product is annotated as family 32 glycoside hydrolase. The transcript has 9 exons. Gene Ontology annotation, molecular function: sucrose alpha-glucosidase activity. Bases 1 to 2295 code for a protein of 764 amino acids. Gene Ontology annotation, biological process: sucrose catabolic process. NCBI's taxonomy places the organism in Eukaryota, Fungi, Basidiomycota, Pucciniomycetes, Pucciniales, Melampsoraceae. The record is from RefSeq and is a predicted model, not a curated record.